AUGCGCGCAGUACCUCACGUCCUCGCCAUCCUGGCGCUUCUCGCCGCGUCCUCGUCCGGCCAGCUCGUGACGUGCACGGCCAAGGUGUGUGUCGCCAACAGCGACGCCCGCACGAACGACUUUUGCCUCAAAGCGUGCAACACGGAAGACGCCGCGAACGACUGCAGCAUGUUCUGCACUUGCGGCAGCACGUCGCCGGGCUACAUGUGCGCCAACGUCUGCCGCAAGGCCAAGACCUCGGACGAAUGCGGCACGCCCGUGUUCCAAAAGUGCCAGGCCGAUGCGUUGGUGUGCGACCGGUCGCCAGCAACAACGCCGGCGCCAACGACUGCUGCCGCCUCGACGCCGGCUCCUACGUCGGCCCCCACGACCGCGCCGACGACCGCGCCUACGACUGCGCCGACGACCGCGCCUACGACCGCGCCGGCGACUCCGAGCCCUUCGACUGCAGGGCCCUCUCCGUCCCCAUCGCCGAGCACAGCGGCUCCGACGACGGCGCCCACGAAUGCUCCGACGACGAACGCCCCUACAUCGACGCAAAGUAGCACCACGGCACCGGCGCCCACCACAGGUAGCUCGUCGACCCCGACGCCGACCGCCUCGACGCCGGCGCCGACGACGAAGGAUUCGGCGUCGCCGACCCCGGCCCCGUCUUCGAACGGAACGGCUGUUCCCGUCCGAACCUCUACACCCACCACACCGUCCGUGACGCCGACGAACGCUUCGACGCCGGCGACGACGGCACCGGUCCACAACAAUGGCACCGUGCUGCCUUCGACGACGGCAGCCGCCAAGACGUCGACCCCGAGUGCGCCGUCGAGCAAGUGCUCCAUGAUCAGUAUUGUUGCCGAUGCCACAUAUUGCAUCGAGGGCCCAGUGUGCGGUGGCGAGCAUGGUGGGUGCCCGAAGAAGGGCGAUGUGGCCACUGCCCACUGCCUCAAGGGCCUCGACAGCUACGUUAGCGCCGACAAGUGCGUCGCGCCAAUGGAUGCGACCUGCGAGACGAUCGCGCCCCAUGUCCGCGGCUGCGUCUUUGACAAGAAGAAGGCGGCGGCUGAAGCGAACGCGAAUGCGGCGUGCAUUCCGGUGAGCGUCGCAGGUGACGCCACGUACUGCGUGCCGGGGCCCAUCUGCGGCGGCAAUGGUAGCAAUUGCCCCAAGAAGGGUGACAAGGCGGCGAGCGACUGCGUCUCGGGGAUCCCGAGCUUCCACAGCGCGGGCUCGUGCGUCGCGCCGGCGGACGCGGUCUGCCAAAUGGUUGCGCGUGGCGUCAACGGCUGCGUCUUCCCGUAA
Molecule: messenger RNA, 1293 nt
Organism: Saprolegnia parasitica CBS 223.65
Lineage: Eukaryota; Oomycota; Saprolegniomycetes; Saprolegniales; Saprolegniaceae
Exons: 1
Coding region: 1-1293 (430 amino acids)
Source: RefSeq, a predicted model, not a curated record